This is a messenger RNA of Chenopodium quinoa (quinoa), 1005 nucleotides long. RefSeq lists its product as uncharacterized. Bases 1 to 1005 code for a protein of 334 amino acids. The record is from RefSeq and is a predicted model, not a curated record. Gene Ontology annotation, molecular function: zinc ion binding; nucleic acid binding. The transcript has a single exon. Lineage: Eukaryota; Viridiplantae; Streptophyta; Magnoliopsida; Caryophyllales; Amaranthaceae.
AUGUCAAACCUUGCAAAACUCGAAUUUGUUGCUCUUGAUAUUACUGGAAACAACUAUCUGUCUUGGGUGUUAGAUGCUGAAAUACACUUAGAUGCAAAGGGACUUGGUGAUACUAUUAAAGAAAACAAUACUGCAACAAGCCAAGAUAAGGCUAAAGAUAUGAUAUUCCUUCGCCAUCACCUUCAUGAAGGCCUUAAAACUGAAUACUUGACUAUGAAAGACCCACAAGUCCUUUGGAGUAAUCUAAAGGACAGGUAUGACCACCAGAAAACUGUGAUAUUACCAAAGGCUCGUUAUGACUGGUUACAUUUAAGAUUACAAGACUUUAAGUCUGUGAGUGAAUACAACUCAACCAUGUUUAGAAUUACAUCACAAUUGAAAUUAUGUGGAGAGAAAAUCACGGAUGCAGAAAUGUUAGAAAAAACAUACUCUACUUUUCAAGCAAACAAUGUUGUCCUGCAGACACAAUACCGUGAAAAGGGUUUUACAAAAUAUUCUGAAUUGAUAUCUUGUCCCCUUGUGACCGAGCAAAAUAAUGAACUAUUAAUGAAAAAUCAUGAAUCACGCCCAACUGGCUCUACUCCAUUCCCUGAAGCGAAUGCGACAUCCCAUAGUGGGAAAGAGAAAAAGGCUAGAGAUCACGCCAGCAGUCGAGGUCGUGGACGAGGUCGUGGUCGCGGCCGCGGAUGUGGACAUGAUCGUGGUCGAGGUGGUCAUUUUAGAAACUCAUACUCUCACCAGAAGUGGGACAAUAAAGAUGGAAAUAAGAAUGAGAAGGAUAAAUAUGAAAACAUAUGCUACCGUUGUGGAGGAAAAGGCCAUUGGUCUCGUGUGUGUCGCACACCAAAACAUCUAGUAGACCUUUAUCAACAAUCAAUCAAACAGAAAGGAAAGAAAGUAGAAACAAAUUUGGUGUAUGAGGAUGGUGAAGGUGAUUUUGAUUACGGUGAUAAAACUCACCUGGAAGCAGCUGAUUUCUUUCCUAAUUCUGAAGAAAAUAAUUGA